AUGCACAAGAUCUCCAACUUCACGGGCCAGGCCCGUCAUGGUUGGGAACGAAUGACGCCGACCUUUGGGAUGUCCAGACCACACACCGACAUGACCUUUCGCCGGCCACACGGUGCGCCCCCUAUGACGCCGCCGACGAGCAUCGAUCCGACCGUCAACCUGUCCUUCAACGUCCCCUUCUCCUCCACGUUGGCUGGUCCCGACGUCGAGGAUGUCCUCCACGCCAGUCCCAACGCCCUGCAGCGCUGGACCUUCCCCGAAGGCACCCCCGAGGGCACCCCCGUCCACCAGCUACCCGUACACACUAGCAAUGUCGACGGUCUACGGAGGUUAUGCCGACAGAUUACGGAAAGCAGUGCUGGUCGUAUUGAGGCUACCCUCACGUCCUCAGAGCCCAAGGCAGUGCCUUCGCUACAACGGCGGCCAAAUGGCUUGGUGACCAACGUUUGUGUGACCGGUGAUGGGGAGACCGUACGGAAGAUGCGGGCUAAGAUCUUGAAUGAGACCCCGAUCAUGUUGCGAUGCGCGACCGUCGACGUGGAUAUGCACUUGAUUAUGGAUGGAUCUCCCAAGGGGAUCCGAGCGAGCGUGCUUGAGCACAUGGACACCUUGGCCGCCUACACCGGGACCGACAUUUUCUUGCUGACACCCAAGCUCCACGACGCUGACAGCGCAGUCGUCUCGUCCUACGGCUAUGCAUCUGAUAACGGACUCGAGCAGCGUUUCCGAGUCGCUAUCUACGGUGACAUGGAGAGCUCGGAGCACGCAAAGACACGGGUUCUGAUCAUGAUCGAUCAAAUUCUGAAACGCCAUGUGGACGCCAUCAAACUGGAGCUGACCAUGCAUACCCUGGUCUGUGGACGGACUCGCAAAAACAUUAAGCUUAUCGAAGCUGCUACCGGCACCGCCAUCUACUUCCCUCCUCCGUUUCCCCGAAUCUUCGGUUAUACCCCUCCCGGUGCGAGCCGUCGAAGCGAAGACGAAGUCUAUAUCACGGGAGACACACCGGAGCAGAUUGCUCGUGCGAAGCAAAAGUUGCGGGAACUGGUCUUGGGAGUGAAAAUCUACGUCAAGGAUGUCGUUGUCAACUCCAGCAAGAUCGACAACAUCUUGCUCGAUCGCUUGGAUAAGGUCCGCAAAGUGAUGGAAAUGAACGGUUCCUACGUUCUUUUCCCACAGUUGGGCAGCCAGCGGGGGCUUGUCCGGAUUCAGGGCACUGAGGUUCUGCAUGUCGAGCGGACCGUCCGGGAGAUCAUGGCUCUGGCCGGUCAAUUCUACAGCGCCUCUUGGUGGAUCCUCAUGCCCGACCCUGCCCAAGGUGGCAUUCGAGCCCCUUCAACCGCUGACAUCCGUUCCAUGCUCUCGGAUAUCUGCACCAACUCCGAGGCAGAGGUCAGCUUUGAUAACCUGACGUUCACCAUCAAUGGAUCCGACGAUGCGGUCAAGGCUGCCAUGACUGUCGUGAAUCAGAUCCCUUUCGUCACUCGCAGCCAAUACCAGAUGCGAGUCAAGAUCGAGCUCGCCAACGAGCACAAGGAAUUUGUCAGUGGCAAGAAGAACGGCAAGAUCAACAAGAUCAUGGGCCAGAGCAACGUUCAAAUUAUCUUUGACGGCUUCAAUGAGUACAACUUCUACAUCGACGUGUGCGGGAACCAGUACGACUCUACCAAGAACGGAUUGGAUCUUGUUGAGCAGGAGAUGCCCGCCUCCAUCUCAUUCCAUGUUCCGGACCAGUACCACAAGCGGAUUAUCGGCAUUGGUGGACAGCACAUCCAGCGGAUCAUGAAGAAGUACUCGGUAUUUGUCAAGUUCUCCAAUGCCAUGGACCGCGGUGGAAUGGGCAAGGAGGAUGACGACAUCAAGGUUGACAAUGUCAUCUGUCGGACCCCGGCCCGCAAUGCCCAGAGCUUGGACCUGGUGAAGCAGGAGAUCAUGGACAUGGUCGAGAAGGUUGACGCCGAGUAUGUCUCCGAGCGAGUCGUCAUCAACCGCCUCUACCAUCGUGAGCUCUUGGCUCGCAUGACCGAGAUCGACGAGCUGGAGAAGAAGUGGAACUGCAAGAUCGAGUUCCCCAGCACCGAGCUUGCCAGCGAUGUCGUUACCAUCUCCGGUCCGGAGUACCAGGUGCCCCAGGCUGUUGAUGCUCUCCUCGGCAUGGUUCCGGAAAGUCACGAGCUGCACUUCCAAAGCUCCUCGGAGCUUCAGGAGUACUUCAAGUCGCCGGACUUUGUCGCGGACGUUCGGACCAAGCUCAAGGAGCAGUAUGAAGUUGACAUCAAUGUCGACACCGCUGCUGAUCUUCCCACUCCUAAGGAGGAGGGCUCAUCCUCCCCCGAGCCCGCUCCGGAAGAUCGCGUCGUGCUUGGCUACACUCGCAACAAUGCGGGUGGUCUUAAAGACGCCAUUGACUUCCUGAUCUCCCGCCUCGUCGCUCAUGGCCUCGACGCCAACACCGUCAAGGGUGCUAUUCCUCGCCCCAAAUCGGACUCGUUCGAGGAGUCACUUCCCUUCUUCGACUCGAAGCUGUUGCAGCACGCUCCCGCCCCUCUUGUGACGGACUCUCCCACUCGACCCAGCUUCGCUGAUGAGACUAGCGAGCGCGGCUCAAUCUUUGAGCGUCUGCGCAAGCCGGGUAGCAUUUCGUCCUUCUCGUCCUUUAUCGGGCGCAAGAACCACUCGGCGUCCCCCGGCUCCUUCUUCAAGCAUGCCUCGAGCAACGCCUCGAAGGCCUCGCUCGUCUCGAUGGAGUCGCGGGAUAGUGGCUACCGCAACCCCUGGAACGACUCCGGGGUGAACCUGCCCGAGGACGAUGUGCCCGUUCUCGGCAGCUCGCACAGCCACAAGAGCAGCAGCAGCAACAAUGGCUGGCCCGCGCGCUUCGACACCAAGUUUCCUUUCGGUACGGCGCCCGGGGACAUGACACCCAAGCAUGACCCGCGCGCCUCUUUUGACAGUGGUCGCCCUAGCACUUCGAAUUCUACUUCUGGAUACCCGGCCCCGAUUGGGCCACCGCGUUAA
Molecule: messenger RNA, 3018 nt
Organism: Penicillium cataractarum
Lineage: Eukaryota; Fungi; Ascomycota; Eurotiomycetes; Eurotiales; Aspergillaceae
Product: KH domain protein
Exons: 5
Coding region: 1-3018 (1005 amino acids)
Biological process (GO): nuclear division
Cellular component (GO): nucleus; cytoplasm
Molecular function (GO): mRNA binding
Source: RefSeq, a predicted model, not a curated record